GCCAUUUUGGCUCAAGCCAGGCCCAAGCCAGGAUGUGCUACGCAAUUCGCAUUAAUUGAUGUUUUGCGUUCGCUUUGUUCUCGCUCUGCCGCUGCUGGGUAUCCGCAUCGCCCUUGUCGCGGCGCAGCUGUCUAUUCAUUUCCUCAUAGUGCAGUUGAUUGGUGAGGAGUUCGCUUCCACUGCUCUGGCACUUCAGCGGACGGGAGUUCUGUAUCGGCCACUGGCCGCCCUCAACGACUUGGCCAAUAGGGCGAAACAUCGGGGGUUCCUUGGAUGGUGGCCAUCUUGGAUGUCUCUUCGCCGAGCGAGGUCCAAGCGCAGCAAGCAGUCCAAGCCUAUCCCCAUAUCGAUCUUCGAGGCUCUGGAGCGAGACGGUGUUUUUGGUCCACUUUCGAAUUCUGGAUUGUCCCCUUCUGCUUCGCCGUUUGUUCCCUGUGAUCAAUUACAGUCAAAUAAAUUGAUGCAAGCUCUUAUCGAGUCUCAAAAUUCUACAAUUUCUGGCCUGGUCCAGGAGCUGGAGGAUGCACGUGCCCAUUCUUCUUUGCAUGUCCCGUCACAGGCUUACAAUGGCGCUUCGGCACUCAAUACACUUGUUGCUCGGGUGGACGCUGUCACGUUAUCUCUUCAGAAGUGCUCUGCGGACAUCAAGAGGCUGGCCAACUCAAUGGGGAAGUCCAUCGAUGCUGGGCUGGAUCGACGCUUGGAGGUUCGGCUGGGCGCGCAUGCGCAAAGGGUGCAGCAGGAGGUCAUGAAGGCUGUGGAUCAAAUGCUGGUGAAGGUGAAGCAGCUGGGCACUUUCGUGCCAGCCUCCCCGCACGAUACUUUUGCUGCCGCCUCUGGCGGCCCCGCCGCGCGCGCCGCUGAUGAUGGAGGCUCUCAGCCGAGAUUGACUCGCCGGCAGAGGCGAGCAGCCCGACUGGCCAGCCCGACCAGUGCGAGGCACGUCGAGGCCGCUGCUGCAGAUGGGACGUGCGUCACACAGAGUGCGAUGGACACGGAGUGCGAGCAGUCCACUUCUCGGUGCGCGUCCUCAUCCGCUGGGUCGGGCUCCUCCCUGGGCGCGAACGCCUCCGCAGAGAGGACAGAGGUGCAGGCUCCAGAGGCCGAUCUGGCACAUUUUGUCCGUCAUGAAAUCAACCUCGACUGGUGGGCCCAAAUGCUCAAUAUCAUGUCCGUGGAAGGGGUUGAGUUGGGGGCUCUGGCAGCAGCGGACUGCGACACGGAUUGUGAUGCACCAGCCCCAACGCCAGCCCCGACACCAGUCCCGUCGCCCGCUCCGUUGGAGCAACAACUGGCAUGCUCUCGCCUUUCUGCGAGCACCACACCUUCUACGUUCAGUGUUGGCUCUCGCCAUUUUGGCACCACACCUAAAUCAAAUAAAGUGAAUCUGGGAUCUUCGAGGACUUCUGAGAAGGCUGCCGCCGUCUUGUGGGAAAGGUAGGCCUUUCUAGCCCUUGGAAUCCUGCUGUGCGCCUCAGGUACGAGUGACAGACACAGACACAGACACACACACACA
Molecule: messenger RNA, 1516 nt
Organism: Prorocentrum cordatum
Lineage: Eukaryota; Dinophyceae; Prorocentrales; Prorocentraceae
Source: the annotation of a GenBank genome assembly